Adineta steineri is the source of this 201-nucleotide messenger RNA. Lineage: Eukaryota; Metazoa; Rotifera; Eurotatoria; Adinetida; Adinetidae. The record is from the annotation of a GenBank genome assembly.
AUGAUGCGACAAAGUGAAUGGUUUUUUAUUAAUAAUAUUAUAGAUUCACAUAGUGAAUAUGAAUUAAAUAAUUAUGCUGCCAUCGCUUUGAAAAUUCGCGAUCUACGUCUUGAUUUGAAUAAAACAGAAGCAUUAAGCAAUACGAUUCUUAUUCUACUCGGUGAUCAUGGUUUGCAUGGUCAUAAAUGGAAGGAAUUAUAG